AGUAUUUAACUUUCUAAAAAAUAAAAAAUAUAGACAAGUUCCUCCACGGUCACCCUGGACAGACACUGAUGAGAAGAGAUUGCAGGAUACCGUAGAAUAGAUAUGGAGAACAAAAUCCUGCCAGAUCGCAUAGGAAAAAACUUGUGGAUUGAAUAAGUCAAAAAGUGUUGCAAUUGUUUCUUACCUUUACGCAGGAUUUUUCCCGUGCUAACCCCACAUAAACUAUGCAGGGUCCUGUCAGUGCUGGCAGUAUAAAAAUCCUGCGUAAAGGUAAGAACCAUCCCCAGAUAUUUUAAUACCGAUAAGCCGCAGGAUCCUACGCAAAAUCCUGCGGGAUCCCGCAUGAAUUCUGAUUAUUUUUUUCAGUGGGUAUAGGAGAAAUAAAAAAAGAACUUUUGAUAUUUAACAACAUAAAAUUAUAUUGUUAACUCCGUUUUUAGUCACACUUGAGACAUCUUUUAAUUUGAUCGAAUCCCAAUUAACAUUAUAAAGAUCUUGGUUUUGCAUAGCUACACUGGAAUUUGUCUGAAGUGUAAUUCAUUACUUUGUUUCUAUUUAGGUCCAAGUUGUGAUGUGCUUGGCACAUUGAUAAUUUGUGAAUAUUGCAAUUGUGCGAAAUGUACUUUUUGUAAUGAGAAACACUUGUCUGAUAUACGAACAGCGACCAAAACCGCGUUAAAUUUAUUAGAAAAUACCGAUCAAGAAAAACUAAAAGAAUCAAUUCAAAGUGCUUACAAACAUGUUCGUAAUGAGAUCUGCCAACAAUUUCAAAAUAUUAGACAACAAUUUGAUUCUCUCUUAUUACAUAAACAAAGAGAAAUAUUAAAUAAACUUGAACAAAAUGAACACACACAACUACAACAAGUUCAGCAAGACAUAACACCGUUAGAAACCACAAAAUUUGGAUUGAGUAGACAAAUCAAUACACUUGACACCAAAAGUGAAUUAGAACUGUUAACUCUUCUGAAUACAUCAAGAGAUUUACAAAAAAAAUUAGAACAAAAACUAAUCAAUCAUCAAGCAAAAGCAAAUCAGGUGGAAAUAUCGUUGAAAUUUGAUCAAGAUCUUCUUGUUCAUUUGAAUCAUUUAUGCAACAAUUUUCAGUUAAAUAUCACAGAUGGGGCUUCAUCACCUUCUACAUCGGAUCUAUCAUCUUCAGCAGAGGAGUUACGACAUAGUCUUCAACGAAUUAGUUCAGAUAAUUCUAAAAUAUUUACAUUACGGACGUUUUUAGGACGAGAAUUUAAAGUAAAAGGUUAUUUAACUGAUUCACUAUCAAAAUUAAAACAAACACUUGGAAAACAAGAAGGUAUUGAUCCUGUACGUGUAACACUAUCGAAAAGUGGUAAUUUUUUCGAAGAAUUAGACGAUAACAAAUUGUUGAAAGAUUAUAAUUGUGAUGAAACGACGGUUUUAAUGCGUUCACUAUUAAAACGGAAGAUGAAUACACACAGUUCAACGAUCUUCACAGAUCAAGAAAGUUCCAAUGUCAACUACGAGGAUUCAUUACAACUUCAGUAUCCAACGUGGUGCAAUUACACGACAAGAUCAAAUUCUCCAUGUUAUUUUGCAUCAACAGAGACCACAUCGCCACCUUCAGCAUGCCACUUUUCUAGUGAUAAAACGCAUUGUGCUACUAUUGAUUCAACAGAAACAUCUUAUUAUUCGUCACCAUUACAAUCAUUGGAAAAUCAUUCAUUUGCACUACCAGAUUCUUUUUCUUCUCCACUACCCUAUCAUCAACAUCUACAACAUCCAACAUCUACAACAUUUUUACAUUCAUUUUCAACUAUACCACCAUCACGUCCUUGUUUAUUUUCACCUGAAAUGUAUUCCGUACCAUCCAUACCAAUUGGUGAUGCUUUUCCAUCAUCCUCAUCACAAAUUAAUCGUGCCAAUUAUACUCGUCAUCAAUUAAUUAUGCUCAGUGAAAUUUAUAAACGUUUUCGUUAUCCAAAUAGUUUACAAAAAACGGUCAUUGCUCAUCACGUUGGUGUUAGCCGAGAUCAAAUUCGUAUUUGGUUUCAAAAUAAACGUCGAAAAGAACAAUUAAUACAAAAAGGCUUAGCUAAACGAACAAAAUCUGAUCAAGAUUGUGAAGCAGGAGAUUAUAGACGACGAUUACCUGAUAAUUUUUUACAAACAAUAUUUGAUGAAUUACAUUUACAUCGAGCAGCGCCAGCUCGAUUACCAAUUAAACGAACAACAACAACAACAAAACAUCAAGAAAAUUUAUGUUUGUCAACUGAACAAUUUGGUUUCAAUCCAUCAAUAACAACAGACUAUUUUACAAAACCAAAUAUGACAAUGGCAUUUUAUGAUACAUUAUAG
Didymodactylos carnosus is the source of this 2331-nucleotide messenger RNA. NCBI's taxonomy places the organism in Eukaryota, Metazoa, Rotifera, Eurotatoria, Philodinida, Philodinidae. The record is from the annotation of a GenBank genome assembly.